CCCCACUCUUUUUGGGCUCCUCUUUGCCGCCGCUCUUAACGAUGCCGGAGGUCGAUAAGAGGGCACAUCCAACGGACGGCCAGGAUGUACCGCCGGCCAGCGACACAGCAGCGCUUGAGAAGCAGGAGAUCCCCGUCGGCACGGCCGCCGUGGUCGACAAGCCCGCGGCGGCCGACUUGCCCAUGUCGACCACGGCGGCCGACUUGCCCAUGAAUCACGACGACGGCGUCGAUGCGGCGGUGCCUCUGGUGAGCCCCACCUCGAACCAGCUCACGCUCCUCUACCAAGGAGAGGUCUACGUCUUCGAAUCCGUCUCACCCGAAAAGGUGCAAGCUGUAUUGUUACUAUUGGGAGGAUGUGAAAUGCCUGUUCUAGCUGGCAUGGCACUACCCUUUCUGCAGGAUGAUAGGCACACAACUAUGCCAGCAAAGAGGAUUGCUUCGCUGAUUAGAUUUAGAGAGAAGAGAAAGGAGAGAUGUUUUGAUAAGAAAAUUCGAUACAAUGUCCGCAAGGAGGUAGCUCUCAGGAUGAAGCGCCGGAAGGGGCAGUUUGCUGGGAAGGCCAAUCCUGAGGAUGAGGCAUCAGCCUCUUCAAGUUGUGAUCCUGCUCAAAACUUUAGUUAUGAUGAUAAUCCUCGAGAAACAAAGAAUUGCCAAAACUGUGGCAUUAGUGAGAAAAUGACACCAGCAAUGCGUCGUGGACCAGCUGGUCCAAGGUCUCUUUGCAAUGCUUGUGGAUUAAUGUGGGCAAACAAGGGUACUCUGAGGAGUGUCUCUACAACCUUCAAAAUGAGUACCCAGAAUCCUUCCAAUCCAGAUGAGAAGGUAGGACACAUUGGAUCAGAAAUGAAGGAUGACAAGAAGGCAGUUCUUCCAUCAAACAAUCGUGAUUCAAUUGUGACCUCCGCUGAGAUGUUGAUAGUAAAUAAUUGGGAGGCUUCCACGAUCUGUAGAAAAUAUCUGUACUUACAGGAUAUUGGAGAUGGCAGAAUUUCUGGUGUCCAAGCGUACAUGAUCAACAUCUUCACAAGAGUGCCAUGCUUAACCUGUUCGUACUGAAAACUCUAUGACUGGCUGGGACUUGAUGCAAAUCUCUAGAACUCUAGAUAUCCUUGAGGAUCCUGAAAAAUAAACAAAUCAUAUGAUUUUAGCACUAAGUUACAAGUUAUAUUCAACUCUGUUGUGUUGCAGAGAGUCUAGAUCAAUAUUUUGAAUGUUUUGAACAACGGGGCUCAAGAAGUCGAUUUGCUUACAUGUUAAACCUUCUGAGACAUUGUUCCUUUUAAGAAGUGCAGUAAUCUAACUUGAACGGUUGUGGAUGGUUUUUGUAAGGCUGACACCUAGACAUCUUGUUUGUAUCCAUAGAUGUAGAAUGAUGUGAGAACAAUGGGCCUGUACUUGUUAACCAACGCUUUGAGAUGGCUUAUCUUUAAUACAUUUUGGUUUGCUU
This is a messenger RNA of Phoenix dactylifera (date palm), 1449 nucleotides long. RefSeq names its product GATA transcription factor 19-like. Gene Ontology annotation, biological process: regulation of DNA-templated transcription. The record is from RefSeq and is a predicted model, not a curated record. NCBI's taxonomy places the organism in Eukaryota, Viridiplantae, Streptophyta, Magnoliopsida, Arecales, Arecaceae. Gene Ontology annotation, molecular function: sequence-specific DNA binding; zinc ion binding; protein binding.